GGCGGCGGCUGGGGGCGGUGAGAGCAGCGUGGGGCUGCCCCUCCCCGGAGGCGGCGGGGGCGGCCGAGGCCGCGCCGUACCGCUUCAUGCGGACGGCCAUGGAGCGCGCUUAGGGUCCGACAGGAAUUGUGGGGGCACUUCAGUGAAGAAAUGUGCAAUCAUGGAAUCGCCUUGCUAACUAUCACCACCUGCUCUCCUUGAUAAGCGAGCAAGGCCAGUGGGUCGGAGGAGAAGGAAAGAAGGUCAACAUGAAGCUAAAGCAGCGAGUCGUGCUCUUAGCAAUACUCCUUGUCAUCUUUAUCUUCACCAAAGUUUUCCUGAUUGACAACUUAGAUACAUCAGCUGCCAACCGGGAGGACCAGAGGGCUUUUCACAGAAUGAUGACUGGCUUGCGGGUAGAGCUGGUGCCCAAGCUGGACCACACUUUGCAAUCUCCAUGGGAGAUAGCAGCCCAAUGGGUAGUUCCCCGGGAAGUGUACCCUGAAGAGACACCAGAACUGGGGGCAAUCAUGCAUGCCAUGGCCACCAAGAAAAUCAUUAAAGCUGAUGUGGGCUAUAAAGGGACACAGUUAAAAGCUUUACUGAUACUUGAAGGAGGACAGAAAGUUGUCUUCAAACCUAAGCGGUAUAGCCGAGACUAUAUAGUAGAAGGAGAGCCAUAUGCUGGUUAUGAUAGACACAAUGCAGAAGUUGCAGCUUUUCAUUUGGACAGGAUUCUGGGCUUCCGCCGAGCCCCCUUGGUGGUUGGCAGAUUUGUUAAUCUUCGAACAGAGAUCAAGCCUGUCGCCACGGAGCAGCUGCUGAGCACCUUCCUAACUGUAGGAAACAAUACUUGUUUUUAUGGGAAAUGCUAUUACUGCCGAGAAACAGAGCCAGCAUGUGCUGAUGGAGACACAAUGGAGGGAUCUGUUACACUUUGGCUUCCAGAUGUGUGGCCUCUGCAGAAACAUCGACACCCCUGGGGGAGAACUUACAGAGAAGGCAAAUUGGCCAGGUGGGAGUAUGAUGAGAGCUAUUGUGAUGCUGUGAAGAAAACGUCCCCAUAUGACUCAGGCCCACGCCUCUUAGACAUCAUUGACACUGCAGUCUUUGAUUACCUGAUUGGCAAUGCUGACCGCCAUCACUAUGAGAGCUUUCAAGAUGAUGAAGGCGCUAGUAUGCUAAUCCUUCUUGAUAAUGCCAAAAGCUUUGGGAACCCCUCGCUGGAUGAGAGAAGCAUUCUUGCCCCUCUCUAUCAGUGUUGCAUCAUUCGGGUUUCUACCUGGAACAGACUGAACUACCUUAAGAAUGGAGUGCUAAAGUCUGCCUUAAAAUCUGCCCUGGCCCAUGACCCCAUCUCCCCUGUGCUGUCUGAUUUUCACCUGGAUGCUGUGGACCAGCGGCUCCUGAAUGUCCUGGCCACCAUAAAGCAGUGCACUGACCAAUUUGGGAUGGACACUGUGCUGGUGGAAGAUAGAAUGCCUCUCUCCCACUUGUGAUUUUCAACAAAAAAUUAGUGAAACAUUUUUACAAAGAUAGAAAAACAGCACAAACAAUUCCUAAUGGCAUGAGAUGGCUUGGAGCUGGCCAGUGAAAAGUUCUGUUGGUAAUGGAGAGGGUGUCUUCGGGUGUUUCUGGGGUUUUCUGUAGUAAGUAAGGCGUAAAACAAAAACCAUGACCAUUAGAGCAUGAGCUGUUUCUACAGAAUCAGCUGAUUUCCUUGGCAGUUGUGCUUUCUAGCAAUGGUCAGUCUUUAUAAAUCCCAUGCCAAAGGACAAACAGAGGUGUGGCAUUUGGAUAGGUGAAUGCUGGUACUGGCUUCAGAGUGUGUUUUGAGGUAAACUUUUCAGUCUUUCACCACACCUGUGGAUUUUAUGGAACUGUUUCACAGACAUGUCUUUUUUGUCCCAGGACUAGUCAAAUUGGAAAGCUUAGUUUCUUUUUCAGAAUGGCAGCAAAUUAAACCUUCAUUCUGUUGAGCCAAAAUAGCACACUCUGUUGAAGAGAUCCAUUUUUAAGAUAGAAUUGGAGGGAAGGACAAAGAGGAAGAUGUUCAGGCUUUUAAACAACUGGGUAGUAUAGUUUCGACUAACUCAGGGAAGGAGAGACUCAUCUUGAAGAAUCAGAAUCAGUGGCUAAAUUAGUGAAAAACAAGUUCCCUUCUAUUUCAGUUCUUAGGUAUAUACAAAGUCAAUGUGACUUUGUGGGUAAGUAAAAGCUGCAGAGCUACAGUCACAUUCAAAUUAACCAAAACAUUAUUUCUGUAGAAAAUACUGUUACAGCUCAAGCAUGAUUAUCUUUAUGGAGCCUUUUUGUUUGUUUCCUGCCUUUUGCCUAAAGUAGGCAAAUUCCAAAUUAACAAAGCAAACAUUUGGUAAUACCUUGAGUAAGAGUCAGGAAUUCUAGUUGUCUCUGCCAUCCUCAUUUCUCUUCUUAAGUAAAUUUCCACCAUUUGGUCAUGAAAGUUGCUUUGUCUGGCAGAUCUGCAGUCCUGGUCUUGCCAUGUGAGAAAGGCAGCUGUGCUACAGCAGAUAACAUACAUCCUGCUGGAUGGCAGCUUAGCUUGUGAUUUAGACUGUUUGAAGAUUAAAAUAAAUCUUGAAAUAAGAAUUAGAAUAAGUCUUGAAAUUAAAGAAGUUACCAGAAAGAGCAUUCAGGUUUUUAUUUAUUCCAAAUCCUACAUUCAUCAUUUAAUCUCAUUUGGAGUUAGCUCUUAGCUCAUGAUGUAGUAGUAUUCUUCUGUCUCCUCAUAGUACUGUCAGAUUUCGGUUGCUAAACCACAAGUUUAGCUUUGGGUUCUGGCAAGGUGAUUUUGACAUGGAAGCAGCUGCUUAAAUUACAGGGCAAAGGGGACAGGCCUGAGUUGCCCACUCACCUGUGUUCUCAAAGCUGUUUCCCUCCCAACUAGUCCAGAUGUGGUUCUGAUUCUGUACUUCAGUCAAACAGACUAUAUUUAAGCAGCGUGUUUGAACUUAUUAAUGCCAGCCAUUGCUUAGCAGUUUUAGGCAGCUAUACUUUUAAAAACAGCAUUUGCAUCUGUGCCCCAGUUUAACUGACUGCCCUGUAACACUUUAAAAUAGAAUGAAAUCAUAAAACUUCCAUACUGUCUAUAUGUACUUUGAGGUGGAUAUAAGAAUGAGCUGGGUUUUUUUUUUAAGGAGUAUUGAAUUUAAGACAACAAACAUUAGCACAAAACACAAUGUUAACCAAAGGAGGCAUUGAUUGCAGUUUUAAGGCUACUUGCUUGCUGUGUGUGUCCAGAGUGAUUCUCAGUUCAGCUUGGAUAGUGCUCACCCCAGAGCUUUAGGAAGCCACUGUUAGGAGACAGUAGAUAGAAUAUUAGUCAGCUCUGCUCUCCUGAGUAAUUUCUGAUUGAACUAAAUUAUGGCUCAGUGUCUUUUCAGACAUAUUGCCUUUAGUAUAGCACACAAAUAAAGAAGAACCACUCUCAAACUGGGAACUUCUUUCCUAAUGUGGAAGCAGGAAAUUCUUCUGAGGAAAAACACAGGAAGGGAAGCUGCUUUGAAAAAAUAUCUGUCUUUUCUUCAAAGAAGUUACAAAAAAGUGUCAUUUUAUUCUUUUCCCUAUUUUUACCCCCAGGAUACUAAGAGGUAUUCAGAUCCACAGCUAAAAAUGGUGUGACAUGACACUGAGGGUAUUAUUUGUGUUCUCGUUAGGACUGGAUUAGCUAGCUGGAAGAGUGUAUCUGGGUGAAACUUGAAGAAAACCAACCAGAAAAGCUAGUGGCCUUAAAAUUCAUAAACACUAAGUUUUCUUUGAAAAAAAGAGGUAUCUUCUUUUAAAGUUUUGUGACACCAACCUCUUUUGGUUUGCUUAUUUAUUAAAAGCUUGGGAUAGUGAAAUCAACUCAUUGGAGGAAUUUCAGUCAACUCUAAAUUGGAUAUUCCAACUCAGUGUAUCUCCAUGGAUACAUUACAUCUGUAAAGAUAUGGAUAUGUUUUAAUAUUAGGAAAAUCAGAACCAAUGAGUAUUUUCUACUCUCACUCUUAAAAAUGUGUGUUUUGAGGUUUGAGUUGGCACAAGAAUAUAUGGUUUCAUUCUAAAGCUAUUCUUAAAUAUGAGGCUGCAUUGUGGUUUGGGGACAGGAGAAAAAUUUUUCUGCAAGACGUUAGGCUCUGAUUUGCUCAGAAUAUUGUUCCAUGUAUACUUAAGGCAUUUCUCCCUGUUUAUCCUCAGGGCUAACAUGUCAAAUUUUAAGAAGAAAAAGGAAUUAGGAACAUUUAUUAUAUACUUUUUUGAGAAAGUUGAAUUCUGUACAUAGCAAUUUCUCAAUGUGACCUGGAGGUUCAGUCAUCCAAAGAAAUCAUCUUUUCUUUAAAAUAUACAAAUGUUGGCUUCCCCUUCCCACGCCUUAUGUCCCUCCAGCAUCUUUUCUCUCUGUGUCCUCUGACCACACUCCAAGAUGGUAGAACAGCCUCUGUCAGCAAGCUGUCUUGUGCGUGGUCAUCCUGUGAGUGUGGGCUUCUAGGAACAUGGGCAAAGGUGUAUGAAUAUAUAGCUAUCUAUGUAUUCUAGCAAGGAAAGCAUUUAUUUUGACACAAGGAAAUACUGAUCUACAUUACAGAAGGACUUGAAGCUAGCUUCAACUCAGACUAUAAGUAGACUUUAUAAAGCUUAGUCUAUGAGUGGAUCCUAAGUGACAAGGACCAUUUGCUCAGCAAACAGCUGCUGUGCAGCUCUGGUGAGCCAGCUGUGGCUGUGCACAUGGUAAGCCUGCCUCUGUGGACCUGUUCUGUGGGGCAGGCUGGCUUCUUGCCCUUUCAUUGCUACAGUCUGGGUGGUGAGUAGGGUAGGGACUGUCACAGGUUUUAGGAACUAAGGUGUUCCUCACAAGCAAAACAUUAGGAAACUGGAAAUAACUUACUGGGAAGCUAAUUUGGGAAGUUAAUUUAUUUGCCUAAAGGGAGAUAUAGGAGUCACUACGCUCAUUUGGUCUGCCAAGGAUUUCCUCAUUGCUGCUGUACAAGUAGAGGUUAUACUUGGUAGGAUGCCAAACAGCAGAUGCACACCCAAAUUUCUAUUGUGUUCUAUGGGUUUCAAUUCAGAAAAUAAAGAUUUUAAUACAUA
Messenger RNA from Perognathus longimembris pacificus (Pacific pocket mouse), 5067 nucleotides. It is a transcript of the gene Fam20b, whose product is annotated as FAM20B glycosaminoglycan xylosylkinase. Bases 249 to 1478 code for a protein of 409 amino acids. Gene Ontology annotation, cellular component: Golgi apparatus. The transcript is spliced from 8 exons. The record is from RefSeq and is a predicted model, not a curated record. Gene Ontology annotation, biological process: protein phosphorylation. Gene Ontology annotation, molecular function: phosphotransferase activity, alcohol group as acceptor. Lineage: Eukaryota; Metazoa; Chordata; Mammalia; Rodentia; Heteromyidae.